Molecule: messenger RNA, 1270 nt
Organism: Sardina pilchardus (European sardine)
Lineage: Eukaryota; Metazoa; Chordata; Actinopteri; Clupeiformes; Clupeidae
Product: complement C1q tumor necrosis factor-related protein 3-like
Exons: 3
Coding region: 21-515 (164 amino acids)
Molecular function (GO): protein binding
Source: RefSeq, a predicted model, not a curated record
AGGAAUUAUAUCUGACUGCAAUGGAGGCCAGACUGAGAGCCAGUGAGGACACAGUGGACGCCCAGAGGACCCAGCUGCGGGAACUCCAGACACUCAAUGAAGGGAAUAAAGUGGCCUUUUCACUUUCACUUGAAACAACCACAGACAGGAAUUCUGGACCCUAUACCACUGGAAAAACACUUAUCUACAAACACAUCUUCAACAACGUUGGCAAUGCAUACGACCUUAAUACAGGCUUCUUCACCGCCCCUGUGAGAGGAGUGUACGAGUUCAGCCUCUCUGCUUACAGCCAGGGCAGCAAUGCUAUCCUGGGGUUGUACCUGCGUAAGAACAGAGAGCGGAUGGUCACCCUGUACUCCACGUUCAAGAGCGAACACAACAACGUGUCUAACGGAGCGAGUCUGAUCCUAGAGAAGGGAGACGUGGUGGAUGUGUACUUGCCAGCCAACAGAAGGGUGCUGGAUAACCAAAAUCACCACACUACUUUCCGGGGACAUCUGCUCUUCCAGAUGUAAGCACUGCCAACCAAAAUGCUGCAUCUGCAGUGCAUCAUAGAGUUGUUAGGAAAUAGUACUUAUGCAUUGUAUAUGACAUAGAUUACGUGAUAGUCCUGGCAUGCUCCUUCAAAAACAUCCCAAUGAAUAUGCUUUUAGUAAUAUUGGACACAAAACACAUGUUUUGUUUGUGUAAAGACCUUAAAUGCUGCAUUGUUGAGUUAAAUGUCUGAGACGAUAGCAAUAUUUCUUUUUGUAAUAAUGCAUAAAUCAGUUACAUCAUAUACAAAGGCAUAGAAACCCUCCCCCCCUUCCCACCCACCCCUCCCAUACCCACCCAAGAACAAGCCCUGUGGUAAACAUCUGAUUGAAUUAGGAUUAUGUAAACAAUAUUUUGCUGCUUUGUUGCACACUGAACGAACAUGAAAUUUAGAAUGUUAAUAUAUGUUUUGUGCACAUUAAGGGCCCGUGUCCACCAAUAGCAUUCUUUGAUGAUGACGGCCAUUUUCUCUACAAAUCCUAUGAUGUUCAGCGCUCGCAGCACUUAGCGCCCGCCGUGGUGCUGAUAGCUUUUUUCCGCAGUGCGCAGAGCGCUGAAAGUUGAAAUGUGUUCAACUAUAUUAGAACAGCGCUGGCCUCGUCAAUGUCACUUCUCUCUUAACGACCAAUCAAAACUUUGUAACCUAGCAACAACUAGAUGCACCGCAUAGCGGUACACAAUAUGACCGCCGCUCAGUUCUGCACAUUCUCCCCAAAAAAAUAAAUGACGCUUGUCA